Clunio marinus is the source of this 291-nucleotide messenger RNA. The record is from the annotation of a GenBank genome assembly. Lineage: Eukaryota; Metazoa; Arthropoda; Insecta; Diptera; Chironomidae.
AUGAGAAGAAAGAAAAGAGCCUCGAAAACAAAAUUGAUUUUUCAUCACAAUCUUCAUUUAUGCGAAUACCUUCACAAGAAUGAUGAAGUAUGGAAAAGCGAUUAUAAGGAACCAAGUAUCUACUUACCUAUGAGUGAUGUGGAGAAGACAAAACGUUCUGAAAAAUCACUCCAACCAUAUCGAUUCCUGUUGAAUGAAAUUUCUCAUGAGAAAUUGGCAAUCAUUAAUCAAGUUAUUAUGAGCCUAGUGAACAGAAAAGCGAUGAGUGUUAUCAUUCGUGCAGCAGAAUAA